AUGGCACCAGGCAAUGUAGAAUCACAGGUUGCCCCGGCCACCACAUUUACCGAAAAUGGAGAAAUCAAAACCAAGGAGCCGGUUGUCUCUGUACAGCCUGUGCAGGAGAAGGCAGUGGCCCCUUAUACCGUCACUGAGCAGCCUAUGAAUACUCGUCGCCCAUUCAGGACAGUAUGUAUGGGCGCCGGUUACGCUGGGUUGAUGCUGGGUAUCAUUGCAAAGGAGAAGAUGCAAGACCCCGCCAACGAGUUUGUCAUUUAUGAGAAGAAUUCUGACAUAGGAGGUACAUGGCUCGAGAACAGGUAUCCCGGCUGCCAGUGCGACAUUCCUGCCCACAACUAUAGCUAUAGCUUUGAGCAAAACCCGGAUUGGCCAAACUACUAUGCUACCUCGUCGCAGAUCCUGGCGUACAUCAAAAAGACUUGUGCCAAGUAUGGCGUCGAGCCUUAUAUGAACUAUAACCACAAGAUCGUCAGCGCCGUCUGGGACGAGCGGAAGACCAAAUGGCUUGUCAAGGUGCAAAACGGUGACAAGGUCUUCAUUGAUGAAUGUGACAUGUUCAUUUAUGCUGGCGGCAACUUGAACAACUGGAAGUGGCCCGAUAUCAAGGGCCUGCAUGACUUCGAAGGCAAGCUGCUCCACUCAGCGGCGUGGGAUGAGAGUUAUGACUUCACCGGCAAGAAGACGGCAGUGAUUGGAAUUGGUUCCUCCGGAAUCCAAAUUGUGCCCAAGCUCGCUCCGAUUUCUAGCCAUCUCACCACCUUUAUCAGAUCGAAGACGUGGGUUUCCCCGGCUCCUGGCAUUAACGAACCCACUAGCGACGACCCUGAGGCCGACGAGCGUCUGAACUUUACAGAAGCCACGCUGAAGAGAUUCAGGGAAGAUCCCGAUUAUCUCCUUAAACAUCGUCGCGCCGUGUCGGACCGCCGAAACGCCAACUUUGACAGAGCGUACACGGCCUCGCCUCAGCAACAAAAAGCUCAAGUUCUCUACAAGAAGACGAUGAAGGCGCGACUCGGUGACAGCGAAAAGGGCAAGAAGAUCUAUGAUAUGCUUGUGCCCGACUACCCCGUCGGCUGCCGCAGGCAGACGCCAGGUCAAGGGUAUCUGGAGGCCUUGUGCCGCGACAAUGUCGACGUGAAAUGGGACGAUAUUGGUUACGUUACCAGGAAAGGCAUCAUGACCAAGAGUGGUGAAGAAAUCGAGUUUGAUGCCAUUGUUUGUGCGACAGGCUUCCACACGGACUUCAAGCCUCGAUUCCCCAUUGUCGGAAGGAAAGGUAUCAAUUUGCAGGACCAGUACGCUGAUAUCCCCGAGGCAUACUUUGGCUUGACAACGCCCAAUUUCCCCAACUUUUUUACUUUCAUUGGCCCCAACUCUCCCAUCUCGAACGGCUCUUUGAUCCUGGCUAUGCAGUUGACGGCGAUUUACAUCUACAAGGCCAUCACCAAGAUUCAAAGCGAAUCAAUCAGAACAAUCGAAAUCAGCGAAGAAGCAACCCAUGACUUCAAUGAACACUGCCAAGAGUUCUUGAAGCGCACCGUCUGGACUAGUGGAUGCCGAAGCUGGUACAAGAAAGGCACCGUUGACGGGAGAAUCGUCGCCAUCUAUGGCGGCACAACCUAUCACUGGAUGGAGGUAGUCAAGAAUCCCAGGUGGGAGGAUUGGAAGAUCGAAUACAGACAGAGCGAAGGUGGAGGGCCUCGCAAUCGUUUCGCUUACUUGGGCAACGGCUUCACCAAGAGAGAAGCCGCGGGAGGCACAGUCGGUGAAUCCCAGACUUUGACUUUUGAAGGAUUCUGGGACUUGUUUAACUUGCCAGAUAUCUUUGAUUCCGAGCGAGGCGGCGCACGAGGCUACAAGCCUGUUAUGAAAGACCUUGGCGCUAGCCCUGCGGCCACGUCUUAG
Molecule: messenger RNA, 1908 nt
Organism: Penicillium lagena
Lineage: Eukaryota; Fungi; Ascomycota; Eurotiomycetes; Eurotiales; Aspergillaceae
Product: flavin-containing monooxygenase
Exons: 5
Coding region: 1-1908 (635 amino acids)
Molecular function (GO): flavin adenine dinucleotide binding; NADP binding; N,N-dimethylaniline monooxygenase activity
Source: RefSeq, a predicted model, not a curated record